Messenger RNA from Echinops telfairi (small Madagascar hedgehog), 2643 nucleotides. RefSeq names its product delta/notch like EGF repeat containing (gene DNER). Gene Ontology annotation, biological process: heterophilic cell-cell adhesion; establishment or maintenance of epithelial cell apical/basal polarity. The transcript is spliced from 12 exons. Gene Ontology annotation, cellular component: protein-containing complex; plasma membrane. The record is from RefSeq and is a predicted model, not a curated record. NCBI's taxonomy places the organism in Eukaryota, Metazoa, Chordata, Mammalia, Afrosoricida, Tenrecidae. The coding region runs from base 1 to 1941 and encodes 646 amino acids. Gene Ontology annotation, molecular function: calcium ion binding.
AUGGUCUCUUUGCAGCUCCUUGCGGAUCCUUGCGCCAGCAACCCCUGUCACCAUGGUGACUGCAGCAGCAGCGACGAUGGCUACCUUUGCGUUUGCAGCGAAGGCUUCCGAGGGGCCAACUGUGACCAGGCACUUCCCAGCCCCCCUGCCUCUGGCUGGACCGAGGCCACAGCCCCUAGGCAGCUCCAGCCAGCCCCUGCCACCCAUGAGCCGGACAUCAGCCUGCCCCGCUCGCCAGCCACGGCGACCCUGCCCACUUGGCAGCCGAAAACGGGACAGAAAGUUGUGGAAAUGAAGUGGGAUGAGGUGGAGGUGGUCCCAGAUAUUGCCUGUGGGAAUUCCAGCUCCAACAGCUCCUCCGGGGGCCGCCUGGUGUCCUUCGACGUGCCCCAGAACACCUCCGUGAAAAUUCGGCAGGAUGCCACUGCCUCCCUGAUCCUGCUGUGGAAGGUCACGGCCCCCGGCUUCCAGCAGUGCUCCCUCAUCGAUGGGCGCAGCGUGACCCUCCUCCAGGCUCCCGGGGGCCUGGUCCUCCUUGAGGAGAUGCUGGCCCUGGGGCCCAACUACUUCAUCGGUUUUGUGAAUGAUUCUGUGACUAAGAGCAUUGUGGCUCUGCGCCUAACCCUGGUGGUGAAGCUCAGCACCUGUGCCCCUGGGGAAAACCAUGCAAAUGAGGUGGAGUGUUCUGGAAAAGGGAAAUGCACCACGAAACCAUCAGAGACCACGUUUUCCUGUAGCUGUGAGGACCAGUACGUGGGCGCUUUCUGCGAAGAGUUCGAUGCUUGCCAGAGGAACAUCUGCCAGAACAACGGGAGCUGUAUUGAUGCUCCAGAAAAGCAUGAGGGCCGCCACUUCACCUGCGUCUGUCCGGCAGGUUAUACUGGGGAGCUGUGCCAAUCCAAGAUUGACUAUUGCAUCAUGGAACCAUGCAGAAAUGGAGCGACCUGUGUUUCCGAGCUCAGUGGAUUCACCUGCCAGUGUCUGGAAGGUUUCUACGGCUCUGCCUGUGAAGAGAAGGUGGACCCCUGCGCCUCCUCCCCGUGCCAGAACAACGGGACUUGCCACGCGGAUGGCGUGCACUUCAGCUGCAGCUGUAGCCCCGGCUUCACAGGGAUGGCUUGUGCCCAGCUCGUUGACUUCUGUGCCCUGAGCCCGUGUGCUCACGGCGUGUGCCGCAGUGUGGGCACCAGCUACAAAUGCCUCUGUGACCCAGGUUACCAUGGCCUCUACUGUGAGGAGGAGGACAACGAGUGCCUCUCGGCCCCCUGUCUGAAUGCUGCCACCUGCAGGGACCUGGUCAACGGCUACGAGUGCGUGUGUCUGCCAGAGUACAAAGGAGGGCACUGCGAGCUGCACAAGGACCCCUGUGCCAACGUCAGCUGUCUGAACGGGGGCACGUGUGACAGCGAAGGGCUCAACGGCACGUGCGUGUGUGCACCGGGCUUUGCAGGUGAAGAGUGUGACAUUGACAUAAAUGAGUGUGACAGUAGCCCCUGCCACCAUGCCGGAACCUGCCUGGACCAGCCCAAUGGUUAUACCUGCCACUGCCCACACGGCUGGGUGGGAGCCAACUGUGAAAUCCACCUGCAGUGGAAGUCCGGGCACGUGGCGGAGAGUCUCACCAACAUGCCCCGGCACUCCCUCUACAUCAUCAUCGGCGCACUCUGUGUCGCCUUCAUCCUGAUGCUCAUCAUCCUGAUCGUGGGCAUUUGCCGCAUCAGCCGCAUCGAGUACCAGGGCUCUUCCAGGCCGGCCUAUGAGGAGUUCUACAACUGCCGCAGCAUCGACAGCGAGUUCAGCAAUGCCAUCGCUUCCAUCCGGCAUGCCAGGUUUGGGAAGAAAUCCCGGCCGGCGAUGUACGACAUCACCCCCAUCGCCUACGAAGAUUACAGCCCUGACGAUAAGCCCUUGGUCACACUGAUUAAAACAAAAGAUUUGUAAUCUUUUUUGGGGGGUGGGAUUAUUUUUCAAACAAGAUGGGUUACUUCAGUCAUUUAAAUAUUUUUCAGAAAAAUAACAAAGCUUAAAGAAAACGUUCAUCCUAGCUGCUGGGGAGUUGUCCGUAGAUGAUGGAAGAACUCACUUCCUGCAGCUUGUAGUGUUUGGGGUGGGACCUGUUUUACAAAGGGGGUUUGUGGAGUCUGUAGACAGUGUUUUCAAUGUGCUUUCAGCCCUCUAAACCGUAUGCUUCUAGUAGCGUGUAUUAACUUCCCCCAGUAGGUACAUCCACAAAACCCAGAUUCCGUUUCUGUGGUUGGUACAGACUUUGUCUCAUCAAGGAGAAGUUUCUAGUUGAUAUACAAGUGGCUGGCUUUCUGAGUAGAGUUAGGAUACAAAAAAACAAAACAAAAACAAAAAGCCUUGUAGAGUAUGAUCCAUUAUACAGUAUACCUGUUACUUACAAAGAAGUCUGAAAAUGUUUGUUUUGUGGAAAAUAAAAUUUAAAAAGAAUUUUAAGAGAAGCUAGUUAAAUGUAUUAUCCCUAACCUGAAUGAAAUGAACCAUUGCCUCAUUCCAUGCAUGGUUUAAAUAAGUUCUUUCUGCCCAGUUUGUUUGAACCUGAGGAAACAUUCUUUUGAAUUUGUUGGGGUUCCUUUUUCUUUCUUGUCAUUUUGCAGAACAGUCGUCAAACUAGGCAUGGGG